Messenger RNA from Pocillopora meandrina, 795 nucleotides. The record is from the annotation of a GenBank genome assembly. Lineage: Eukaryota; Metazoa; Cnidaria; Anthozoa; Scleractinia; Pocilloporidae.
AGGAAAACAACUGAUGACAGUUUUGAUGACUCAGACGAGGAACAAGAUGAUGAAGAGAAGGAGAUUGAUGAUAUUGAUGAUGUCUUGCAAAUAUUUGUGAAGAAAGGCAAGGGAGCUGGCAGGAGAUCUAAGUGGCCUGAAAAAGCACUAGAUGACUUAAUUGACAUUGUUGUCAGUAACAGCAACUUCAAAACAAAGCUUAUCUUCACCAACAGCAAAAACCAAAGAAAUGGAUCAAUUUACGAAAAGGUAUUAGAAGAGCUAAAGGCGCGGGCUUCUAGCAGAGGUGAGGAAAUCACAUUUACUGCCAAUCAGUUGCGUAGCAAGUUUAAGAAAUGUGUUGGCUUCUGUAAGCAGGCAGCUCUCACACAAAGAACCGCCACAGGAAUCAAGAGGUUCCAAGAGGACCAUGGUUUCGGGAAGUGGUUUCAUGCUCUCUUUGAAGUUGUCAAGACAAGAGACUCCUGCCAGCCAGAACGGGCACUGGAGCCAUCCUCGUCAAACUCAGGGAGGACAACCCCAAGUAGUGAGGGGCUUGAAGGGGAAGAAAAAGACCCAUUGUUUGUUCCUGUUAAAAAUGUUAGAAAAAAGCAAACAACAAAAGAGAAGCUGGAUGCCACAACACUUGAAGCCAUGAACCUUGUCAGAUCAACCAUCGAAAAUGACCCAAUCAAAGAACUAAUCAGUUUUAUGAGGGAAGAAAUGGAGAAAUCCAGAGAACAUGAAUUUAAAUUUCUUCAAUUAAUGUUAUCCCAAAGGCCAAAUGGCAACUCUGAUUCUUUUCAAACCAUGCAA